AUGGUGGCCCAGCUGUAUAAGAGGAAACACGGUGAGGUCGACGAGGGCACUAUAAGCGAAGCCAGCUAUGGCGAUGAGGAAGAAGGUCUUCGGAAGAGAAGGAGCAGGUCCCAAAACCCGGGGCACAUGGCGGAAUCGAAAUCAGAUGGACGUGAUCAAGAUAGUACACGUCCAAUGCUGAAUCCUAUUAGGGUCCAACCAAAAACACCGCCGAUAGGACGUCGAACAUCAAGAACACCAAUUCAAGGCAAAGAGCUGCAGAUUCCGUCUCGGCCAGCAACUCCAAAUGCAACACGAGAUGUGUUUCUCGUCAACAAUGCCGCUACCGUCAGUAGCGAGCUCUCAACUGCUGCACUCAUGCCCAAACUUGCGUCGACGACCCGCUCAGUGGCCACAUCUGUAACACUCAAAACACCGAAGAUAGCAGAAGGAGCUAUGGAAGUCGACAUAAGAGUAGCAGAAGUUGCCGAAAACUCAAAGAUUGACACCAGCUCUUUCAGAGAUCUAGACGAGGCAGAAUGGGCAGCUUUUGAGGCCGACGUGGUCAACGCCCCGAGCUUCGCAGCCGUGGGACAUCCUUCCAACGCAGAAAGUAUUGUUGCCUCAAGAGAGAAUGCCGAUCUGCCCGAAAAAGACGGGUCACAAUUCAAAAUAAUGGCAACGGGAGAUACACAGAUGAAGGAAGAGAAAGAAGAAGCGAAUAGGGCUUUAGAAAUCGAGUUCGAAGAGAUGGUGGAGCUCGAAUCUCGUGUCAAAAAACUUAGAGAGAAACGCGAGGCUCUCAGACGAAAAUUCGCCCUGGGGCCUUCUAUCUUGCUUGACGAAGAAAGUAUUUUGCCCAUUGUCAGUCCGAAAAUGAGGAAUUCAAAAUCAAAAGCAUAUAUGAAUAGCCACGCUAGCGCUAGCGCCGACGAGGACGACGAUGAGGACGAUGAUGAUACAGACGAUUGGGACGGGUUCAGAUUCAGGGCCUAA
Messenger RNA from Grosmannia clavigera kw1407, 975 nucleotides. RefSeq lists its product as uncharacterized. The record is from RefSeq and is a predicted model, not a curated record. The transcript has a single exon. NCBI's taxonomy places the organism in Eukaryota, Fungi, Ascomycota, Sordariomycetes, Ophiostomatales, Ophiostomataceae. The coding region runs from base 1 to 975 and encodes 324 amino acids.